AAGAAUCUAUGAUCAAAAACAGAAACACGCAUUUGCAGUUGAGCUGGGAAAAAGGCUCGUAAAAGAAGAGAGAGAAUGGAGUCACUACUCAGACGAUCACAUGCGAAGCCCAAUUGUUGAAGCCACGGAGAAGGGCAUCAUUGAGUUGGUAAAUGAGAUUUUAGGGAAAUUUCCGGAGGCUGCGUAUGGAUUGAACAAGAAUAGUGAUAAUGACAAAGGAAAGAACAUAUUGCACAUAGUGGUUGAGCAAAAAGAUUGGAAUAUCUACUACUUGUUGAAGAGGAAAAUAAAACUCAACGAUGGACUGCUGGUGGGAGAUGUUGAUAAUCAUAGAAACACCAUAUUACAUCUUGCUGCCAAAUUGGGUACCCCAAGUUUUAGAUCAGUUCAAUGUGGACAUUUGUACCAGAUGAUGUGGGACGUUUGUUGGUUUAAGCACGUGAGUUACGAGUCUCCCCCACAUUUAUGGUGUCUUCAAAACUCGGGCGGGGAGACGGCAACAGAAGCAUUCGUAAGAGAACAUUCGGAAAUACGAGAGAAGGCUGAGAAUGCAGUCAAAGAUAUGAACAAUGGCCUGAUGCUAAUCGUUGCGUUGAUCGGAACCGCGCGUCAAUUACGCCGCAAUUUUUACCCCGCCGGGAGGUUACCGCCAAAGCGAAGGAGAUCCUCUUUACGGCCUCCCCGUCUUCCUCACGGAUGAUAUGCGCAUGUACUACUUCCAGAUAUUCUGUGGUCUUUUAGCUGCUUUCGUUGCCUUCUCGACUAUGUUUUCGAUUCGGUCGUGUCCGUUCCGCAGGAGAGACUUCUACCUGGACCUGCCCUUGAGACUCUUGCUCGCUAUGACUUCGUUGUUUCUCUCCGUGGUAUUCACCGUCCUAUCGUCUCGACAGGUCUACCUUCUUGAUCGCCUUUAUUUUACUCAGGGCGCAUACUUUACGUAUGUU
Messenger RNA from Rhododendron vialii, 944 nucleotides. RefSeq lists its product as uncharacterized. NCBI's taxonomy places the organism in Eukaryota, Viridiplantae, Streptophyta, Magnoliopsida, Ericales, Ericaceae. The record is from RefSeq and is a predicted model, not a curated record. Bases 101 to 700 code for a protein of 199 amino acids. The transcript is spliced from 2 exons.